Haliotis rufescens (red abalone) is the source of this 7259-nucleotide messenger RNA. RefSeq names its product FERM domain-containing protein 4A-like. NCBI's taxonomy places the organism in Eukaryota, Metazoa, Mollusca, Gastropoda, Lepetellida, Haliotidae. The transcript is spliced from 24 exons. The record is from RefSeq and is a predicted model, not a curated record. Gene Ontology annotation, cellular component: cytoskeleton. The coding region runs from base 1646 to 5182 and encodes 1178 amino acids. Gene Ontology annotation, biological process: establishment of epithelial cell polarity.
GACUGUCUGCAGUGCAGGAUCUUGAACUUGUAGCAUUGAGAAUACAUGGAUCACUUUGCCUGUUAAUUUAUCCUGGUUUGGCUAAAUUGGGCUGUGAGUUUUGGCAACGCCUUGAGGAAGAGUGCUGUGCCGCCGACCCAGUGCUCCCCUCUCAGUCUUGCCAACUGUUGAAGUCAUUAUUGCCAACGCUUUUCCUGUGUUUUUCUUUUUGAAUUCAACAAGUGGUUGGAGGAAGUAGAGCGGCAACCUGGGGUACGGAGCCUGCCUGUAGCUGUGGACAGGUGUCAGACGAGUGUCUCCCACUUCCUACCAGGUUAAAGACGAUGCUCAUCUUCUAAUCAGAGAGGAUGUACCAUGGAUCACAUUUUACAGACAACUGCAUCAUUGGGUGGGAGACUUUAUGGUGUGUUUGUCAGGCAUUAGCUGAUUACUUUGGCUUCAUUGCUCAUUUGAUAUUUGGUGGAAAGAACGACUGUGGAGUCAACUUUGACAUUUUUUCACCCUGGGAAUGAUAGUGUGUGAAAUAGCAGAGGUUGAAGGCCUGCCAUUAUGACAGCGAUUACAGCAUGACUGUCUGUCCUUGUCAGCCCAACAGUGCAAUCUGAUUUACAAUGCCUGCCUAGGUACAGUUACGGUUUAGUGAGUUUUAGAGCAUAUUCAUAGAGGCCGGCAUACCUGUCUGCACUAGGAUAUGAAUAAGAGGCGGUAAACACAUGCAUUGAUACAUGAGGGACGAGGUUACAACGAUCAAACACAACCGUGAGAACUGAUACAAGGGACUUAUUUACGGAUCUGUUUUUCAUUCCGUGGUCCAUCCUAUGAGGAGGAUGAAAGAGGAGGAGGCAGUGAGGUAUGUUUGCUGCCGUAAUAGGUAGGUUACAGUGAUACGACACCUGGAGAGACGUAUCUACCUCGCUGGGGAGAUCUCCGCUGUAGGUAAUUAAUUACAGGGAAGGCUUCAUAAGAGGAACAGGAUUGGCCUGUUGAUCUGUCUCCAAAUCAGUGUGGAUGAAGAAAGCUGAAGGAGAUUGUUAUGGAUCAGCCAUGGUAUUCUGACAAACAUGUGUUCAAGGUUUUCCCUGUUCAAUAGUGUUAUUGUUCAUCAGUGUCACCUCAGUUCGCUGCGGAGACGAAAAUAGCUUAUGAUAUUAUCAAUAUGUCAGCAACAUGUUGCAGGUUUUGCCAUGUAAGGAUUCAUUCCCGUCACUAGAUUCGUAUCACCACUGUUUGGAAUAAUUACUUGUAUAACAGGCGUCUUACUGAGAGGUGAUGAAUUGUGAUAAAAUUUGCUUCUACAACUCGUAUAACUUGAUCGUGACUACAGGGAUUGACCCAUCGCGUCCAGUCAAUUAAGUGGACAAGUGAGGAAGCUGGUGAGUGGUCACUAAGUACUGUUGCAUGGUGUAAUUACUGGUGCAUAUCGGUGUGUGACGUGGACGGGGUACGUGAAAAGGAAGAUUACGGUGUAAGUUAGAACAGCUGAGGAUACUAUGAGGCAUUGUGUUGGAGGAAGAUGAAGUUUGUGACAAAUAUCCUGAUGCUGAGCUUGGUUCCUGCUUGAGAUGAUGACAGGAUGCAGAUGGGAUGGAGAUGAACGUCCGCUGUUCAAGCAGAGCAUUACUUUGUUGGAUACACACCUACAACAAUGACGCUUAGGAGACGCGCUAGUCGCCUCUUGUUGAUGACGGAGGGUCGGAAGAGCCAGAUCGUGCUGAUGGACGAGCGGCGACUGGACAUCAUCAUCCAGCCGAAGUUGUUCACCCGAGAACUGUUAGAUCUGGUCUCAUCUCACUUCAAGUUGAAAGAGAAACAGUACUUUGGUCUCGCCUUUGUUGAUGACACCCAUCACUUCAACUGGUUGAAUCUUGAUAAACGGGUGUUGGAUCACGACUUUGGCAAGAAGACUGGAGCACUUAUACUACAUUUCUCUAUAAGCUACUAUAUAGAAACAAUAGGGUUACUAAGGGACAGUGCUACAGUGGAACUAUUUUACCUCAACGCAAGGCAAGCUGUAUUCAAGGGCCAGAUAGAAACUGAUUCGGAGACGAUCUUCGAGCUCGCGGCUCAUGUGUUGCAGGCGACACAUGGGGACUUUGUCAGUGAUGAAGAUACAAAGAGUGAAUUAAAGAAACUUCCAGUGAUUCCUACAAGCUCUCUCAAGGAGCAUCCUUCCAUAGCUUUCUGUGAGGACCGUAUAUUAUGCUAUUAUCAGAAGCUACAAGGGACAUCCAGAGGUCUUGCCAUAGUCAAUUAUAUGAAUAUAGUUGAACGACUUCCUACAUACGGUAUACACUACUACGAAGUCAAAGACAAGAAAGACAUUCCAUGGUGGUUGGGUAUCAGCCCAAAGGGGAUCUCAGUGUUUGACAAGAACGACAAGACUACGCCAAGAAAGUUAUUCACAUGGAAACAGCUAGAAAACCUGUAUUAUAGAGACAAGAAGUUCUCAAUAGAAGUGCAUGAUCCCAAACGUGUCAUCCACACGUUGAGCAGUUUCAACCUUUAUGAGGACGCAAUACGUGAACCAUUAACAGAAUUUGAUGACCUCUCGGAUGCAAUAUCCGACCCGAGCACCCAGGUCUCUGUGAGCCGGAGAACGUUCGGCCCUGGUAACGUCAACGUUCAUGCAUGGUUCGCGGCAACACAUCAACUUACAAAAUGUGUCUGGCAAAUGGCUGUCGCGCAACAUCAGUUCUACCUCGAUCGCAAACAAAGCAAGGCAACAUUGCCAAGUGCUCGGAGUAUGAGCGAGAUCGCUGCUGACUUAUCCAAGAGUACCACGUCAUUACCCGGUUCUGUUGGCUCCGAUCUCAGCCGUAGCGCCAGCUCCCAGAGCUUGCCCAGUCUUACCACAUCCAGGUUUGAUUUGAAUAUCGAGCAGACAGAUUCGAUCAAGGCCCAGCGUGAGAUGUACCAAGCGUUGCGUGCGAGGAAGGAGGCGUUGGAGGAGACCCUGAGGAAGAAGACAGAAGAGUUGAAGAGACUAUGCUUCCAGGAAGGGGAACUGACUGGGGAGCUGCCCAAAGAGACCCCCCUUGCUCCAGGGGAGCAGAUCCCCACCUUCCGGAGGAGGGUGGGGACGUCCUUCUCCCUCUCAGCCAAGGCGGUCAGCGGCACAGAUGAGCGCGAGGACCAGUUGGCGAAGAUGGAGCUGGAGUACGAGCUGCAGAGUAAGAUCACCAGCGCAGCUCACAAGUUGGCCCAGGACAAGGCUGUAGGCAAGAAUGUGCGCAAACAGAGGCGGCAGUCCUACAACAGAGCUCUACAGAAGCUCAAGGAUAUGGAGAAGAAACUCAAUGAAAUGAAGCGCAUGGCGGGGAAGGUUGGACUGCGAGCAGCGUCCUCCACGUAUGAUGCACAAAGCGAGGAUAGUCUCCCCUUAACAGAUAGUGAUUCAGAGAUUGUGUCUCCUGCUCAGUCGCCCCCGGUUCAGCGUUACCAGCGUGAACAGCCUGCACAGCCUGCACAGCGCCCUCAGGGAAAUGUGAUAGAGCGGCCUCCAAUCUCUUCUCAGUCAUUCCACCAGCAGCAGCGUCCCCCGGAUGAGGACAACCUCGUCCCUCCCCAACCUAUCCCCCACAGUGUCACCCUCAGCCCUAGUCACAGCAGUCCCCAGCUGUGUGGUGGCUACCUGGCCAGCAGCGUGUACGCUACCCGCACGCAGUACCGCAGUCAGAUGUAUCCCACACUCAACAGCCGGAGUCGUUCUUCUUCCAGCAAUCAGUCGGAGUAUGACAACAUGAAGCAUGCUGGGCGGCUGGAAGGUAGUCUGGACAGCGGCUUCAGCUCGGCCAACAACAUGUACAACAUCAACUCCCAGCGCACCUCCCACUACGAGAGCACCGACCACCUCAAGACAACAGCAAACCCCAACUACCAGGGCGACGGGGUGUUAGACGACAGGCUCAAUCUGCCGUCGAAGCAUGGCAGUCUCGACGGAGCUUAUCGGAAAGCUCAACAGAAAUAUAACAGCUUGGAACGCAACACGAGACAGGAGCAUCCUGGGAAUGAUCCCAACCUGCCCGAGUUGACGCCAUCACGAUUUGGGAGUAAACGUGAAUCACAGACUGAGUAUGAGUACGAUCCGCCAUCACACCGGAGUAGCAUCAUGGUCGAGGUGCCAGUGCAUCAUGAGGAGCAUAGUGGUAACCGUGGUGAUGGACAGACUUAUUAUAGUGAAAAGCAUUUCUGGCAGGAGGCUGCGCCGACGGAUCCGUCACCAAUUGUACGUAGCCCAGAACCAGAACGGAAAGACAAUGCUGGCAGAUCUGAGAGUCCUCAUGUUGAUCAGUGUUACAGCCCGCGUGGGUUUGAGGGAUCGUAUACGAGGUCGGAGAGAUAUGUGUACCCUGCCCCAAGUGACCAAAGUGGUAAUGCGAGGGUUCGAGAGUCUCAGCCAUCACCACAAUCGAGUUCUCUUGUGACUGUCACGCGACUUCAACCCCAUAUGGAAGUCAGUAAGCCAUAUGAAAUGGCAGACUUUUACAAAUAUAGUGAACGUUUACGGCGUCAACGGUUGAUAGAACAUUACCAGAGACAGUUAAUAGGAACUGAACGCAUCUCUCGGGCCAGCACUCCUUCACAACACUCCACAGAUAGUGGAAACAUAGAUGAAACAUCACAUCAUUCGGGGUCCAGCCAGUUCCAGUCCAGUUCUAACCUAGUCCACCCCUCUAGUCCAUAUCGGGCUUGUACCCCCCAAUCCCCAACCUAUUCGACAACAUCCUCAGUGUCUGUGGGCCACGCCCCAGUGAUGUACGGCCAGCAGCAGCAGCAGCAGCAGCAGCAGCAUCCUGGAGGAGGGGACCAUCCACAGUAUGGCGGGACGCGGGAGGUGACCAGCUCCUUCCAGACAGUCAAGAGUCAUGGUCCCGGAGUGCAAUAUGUGCAAUCGAUGUCGUUCCGUGCACAACAAAUCCAGAGUGCUGCAGCUGCACAGCAUAAAGUCUACCAGCCGCUGCAGCGUAUGAAAUGUGAGCCCAUUAAAAAGACCUUCAACCCGUCAAACUCCACACUAAGUAGCUCCAGUGCGUCCUCCAGCCAGCCCCCAGCCUCUGGUGAAGGAGUGAAACCCAGUAGUAGUUUUUCCCUCGACAGAGGCGAGUCAUUGGCUGAGGCGUUCAGUGAAGAGAUGCUGGCAUGGUAUGAUGACAGAGAGGCCAAGCCAGCCACACUGGUAUGACAAGACAGGCUUGUUAGGACAGGAAAACAGAGGCGACAACUUGAUGACCUUGGGUGACCUUGAUGAUACUGCUUAUCUGACCAACGUCUUCACGAUUGAAUAUUGAUCUCUGUGGUAACAAAGCUGGCAUUGAUUACAUGUAACAAGCCUUGAUCAAUCAGGAUGCAAUGUGGCAAGGAAAGAGUCCGAUUACGCCAGAGAAAAGAUGCAUUUACUGCUGGGCCCCGAGGGUAAAUGGGCUGUUUGUUAGCCAUGUAGGAGAAAGCCAGAAAAUAGCUGUCGAGAGGCCACUGGUUGUGAUGGACAAAUGACGAGUUGGUGACGGAAAUAUCCCAUGGCCUUCUCAAAGUGCAAUUCACUUCCCAUUUGAGUAUUAUGAAUUUGAAAGGUGCAAUUAUUUAUUUAAUAAGAUUUGAUGUCUCACAGCAAAUUGCUGCCAGUAGUGUUUAGUAGUAGACAUUGAAGUGCAUAAUUGUUAACGCUGAAGAUGAAACAAUUGUCAGGGGUGAGUUUUGUAAUGAUUUCUUUUACUUCUACUGCUGAGUAAGCAUUUUGUGGGAUCUGGCAUUUCUUAAGAAGAGCAUGGCAGACAUUAUUGAAGUUCUCAAUGCAAAAGGACCUACACGCAACAAUAUUGACUAACCAAUCAUGAAGCAGAGCUCUUGACCAUGAAGACAUUAACCAAUCACAUUCCUCUGAUUACAAAUUGGUGCAAACUCCUUACACUGGCAUACACUAAGCUUCUUACAGUGCCUCUGAUGACAAAUCUUCUCAUGAAAGCAAACUCCUUACACUGGCAUACACUAAGCUCCUUACAGUGCCUCUGAUGACAAAUCUUCUCAUGAAAGCAUCGGCUUUGUCAAGCAAAUUCAGAGAGAUGGUAUGGUUAUUGGGAUCUAUUUCAGCAGACACCAGAUGAUAUGAUAAAACUGUCAAUUUAGACGCAAUGCAAGCUUAAUAUGUGCAUAAUACAGUUUACAGAUCCGAGGGAGGAGAAAAAGCUGCCAAAAUUAGUCGCAGCCGACCAAGAUUUGCAUCAAUUCGAGAAUAUCUUUUUCCUAAUCAGUGUGUAUUCUGUCUGGAGCAUCGGAGAAGAUGCUCUUGGAUCUUUAACACAACUCCAACCUCAUGAAGUGUUGUAUUAUCGAAAAGUGCUAUUUCCAGUUACUAUUUGCAUUUUAGUUCUUUAUACAAAUGAUCAAUCUUGGUAUUUAAGACAUGCCUUUUGGUUUUACAGGAAACACUUGUUGUAGAAAAGCACCCGCUUUUAACAUUAAGUUUAGAUUUUAGUUUUGGUUAAAAAAGGUUUUAGCCGAUCAAUUAUUUUUUGUUUAUGGAUUUCUUUGGCAAUAUCCUGUUAUCACAAUCUCAUUCAAAUCAGAUCUUAGUUCUCGCUAUCACUACACACAGAUCUGAGGACAAGUCAUUUCAGAACGACCUUUCAUUCGAUCAAUCAGAGCAUUGGUUACAAGAUCGCCAAAGUGAAAAUCAGAAUGAGUUUUCUUAUCAUUCAACCUCGAAAAGGUUAACAUCGGGCAUUCCGAACAAAAAUGUAAUGGGCUGUACGACUGAUUCCAAAUGUGAGUCAUGGCGAUGACAUGCUAGACAUUUGAAACAGAAGAGACGUUCCACAGCCCGGACAUACAAUCUUGGCCGUCUAUUAGACAAUCCAGAAUUAGCUUUUGUUCAUUUUUCAAAUUUUAAAUUGAGAACUUUGUCAAAAUAUAUCAAAGCAUUGUCUGGAAUGGAAUUGCCGUUUUGAAAAUAGUCCCUUUGAGUCUUGAGAAAAUUGCUUUCUGAUUGUCUGAAGUCGACUUCCUGUUCGUCAUUUCAUUGGUUGUCAAAGUUCACGAAAGGUAGUUCUAACAUGGCCUGUAAUAGGAUGUCCUCUGAUCUUUCUGGAGCGGUAUCUAACACAGAGGUCAGAUUUUAAUCAGAUAGCUGUUAUAAAAAACUUGGGGGCAAGGAUGGCCCAGUCGUCUAGGGCGCCGCGAUUCGCUGUGUAGAGUUGCGUCUCUUGGGCACGCCAGAAACCUAAGAUUGUGGGUUCGAAUCCCGGUUUGCCCUGAUUAUGUUU